ACGAAUGUCGCUCAAUGUAAGAGUGCGACAUCCAGUAGCAGGUGGCAUCCAUUGCACAGCGGGUGUACGGCUUGUUAAUUGGAUAUAAUGUAUAAAGUAACGGAAUAUCUAUACCUUUGUGUGUUUACUCUUGAGUUGUGCGAGAUUAGGCACCACGAAAAAAAAAGAGAUGGAUCAUCCAUCUAUUACCAUGGAAUUUCUAAAGUCAGAUCCUCACAUGCUUUCGGUUUCUCGUUGGUUUUAUUUCGUCCAGACACUUGUAAAAGAUGCAGCUUCGUGAGAAUGCACCAUCGGUAGCUGCUAUUUCUUUUACGGGCGGCAAAGAUUGUGUUCUGGCCUUGCAUCGUGUUGUGGAACAAGGCGUCAAAGUAGUUCUGUUGGUGACAUUCUGUCCUGCAGCCGAUGCACCAUUCAAAGCUCAUCCAUUGACAGUUGUCAAGCAACAAGCCAAGUCGCUUGGCAUUUCUCACACAUUAUGCGUCAUCGAAGGCCCUGAUUACCUCGCGAGCUACCAGAAGAAUCUUAAACAGCUGCGAGAGACAUAUCACAUCGAUUCAUUGGUUACAGGGGAUAUUCUGCCUGUGUGCAGUAAUUUUAUGGAACGGGCAGUGGAAGGCACUGGAGUGAGUCUGGUACGUCCGUUAUGGCAGGUCCCGCGGCAGGAACUUUUGGACGAUAUCUGGCGACGAUCUUUUGAAGUGAUCGUCUCGUGCAUCAAUACCAAGAAAAUUACGUCCGGCAAGGAAGCCUUAAUGUUAGUCGGUGAAUGCAUGACUGAGGCAUGGAUAAAGAAAAUCAAUCGGCAACAGGAUCAGCCCAUUGACUUGGCGGGAGAAUUUGGCGAAUUUCAUACUCUUGUGUUAGAUGCACCAUUAUUCAAAGGAGGAAGGAUAGAAAUAGCAACAAAGCUUUUGCAGGAUCAAGAAUAUGCUUACUUGGAAGUGGAAUCGGCCCAUCUGGUCAGUAAAAACUAGCCAAAUAUAUUUGUUUUAUAUCCCCUGGUUUUCGAUCAUUCCGCAUACUCGUCCGUGAAUAUCAUGGCAUCGACCUUUCAAAACCCGGAAAUGGG
This is a messenger RNA of Radiomyces spectabilis, 1069 nucleotides long. RefSeq lists its product as uncharacterized. The transcript is spliced from 2 exons. Bases 267 to 974 code for a protein of 235 amino acids. The record is from RefSeq and is a predicted model, not a curated record. Lineage: Eukaryota; Fungi; Mucoromycota; Mucoromycetes; Mucorales; Radiomycetaceae.